Chinchilla lanigera (long-tailed chinchilla) is the source of this 1930-nucleotide messenger RNA. RefSeq names its product lysophospholipid acyltransferase 7-like. The record is from RefSeq and is a predicted model, not a curated record. Gene Ontology annotation, biological process: phosphatidylinositol biosynthetic process; lipid modification. Gene Ontology annotation, molecular function: lysophospholipid acyltransferase activity. Lineage: Eukaryota; Metazoa; Chordata; Mammalia; Rodentia; Chinchillidae. Gene Ontology annotation, cellular component: membrane; mitochondria-associated endoplasmic reticulum membrane contact site.
GUUCCCUCCUUGAUGGAGACGCUGAGCUACAGCUACUGCUACGUGGGGAUCAUGACAGGCCCGUUCUUUCGCUAUCGCACCUACCUGGACUGGCUGGAGCAGCCCUUCCCGGAGGCCGUGCCCAGCCUGCGGCCCCUGCUCCGCCGGGCCUGGCCGGCCCCGCUCUUCGGCCUGCUCUUCCUGCUGUCCUCCCAUCUCUUCCCACUGGAGGCCGUGCGCGAGGACGCCUUCUAUGCGCGCCCACUGCCCGCCCGCCUCUUCUACAUGAUCCCAGUCUUCUUUGCCUUCCGCAUGCGCUUCUACGUGGCCUGGAUUGCUGCUGAGUGCGGCUGCAUCGCUGCCGGCUUUGGGGCCUACCCUGUGGCCGCCAAGGCCCGGGCCGGGGGCGGCCCCACCCUCCAAUGCCCACCCCCCAGCAGGUCAGGCGAAGGGAGGGAGGCUUCCCAAGACUCAGCAGGCCCUGGCACCAAGGGCUGGCCCUGCUAGGCUGGCCCUGCCCCCAGCAGGGAGGGCAGUGGGGAGCAGGGCAGGGCCACCACACGUGGCCAGUGGUCGGUCACCUCCGGCGACCACCACCUGCCUUCCCUUGUCAGUAGGGGUCCAGUGUUCUUGGUACCUAUUCAUUGCCCCCUGUUGCUAGCACUUGUCACCCCUCAGUAUGGUGAGACCCCCUCUGUUGCUAGAAAAGGAAGGUGGUAUCCUAGCAACCACAGACCACCCCGUAUUGCCAUGGAAAUGUCACCCCCAAAACCAGAUUAUUCCUGGCUGCUGGGGAUGCCAUGCUUUGGUAGUGGUAGGUCAUCCUCUGUUGCUAGGGGAAUGGUUGCUUAGCAACUCAGCCGCCCUCUCUGCUAGGGAAACAAUAUCCCUAGCAACUCUAGUUCUCUUUUUGUCAGAAGUCCUGCUCUUCGGGGCUAUAGAACCUGCGCCCCCUGAGCGCCUCUUGUGUUGUGGGAGCCAGUGCCUCUCCCCAUGACAUGAUGUCACAUAGCCGCUCUCAGUUGCCCUCUGUCUCCAAGGAAAUAGCAUCUCUCACCGUGCCCGCCUCCAGCUGGGAGGACACCAUUCCCUGCAACCACAGGCCACCCCCUCCUGUUAACAGGGAAGCCAGUCCUCCCCGGUAACCGUCUUGACCCCUGUUGCUCCUGCUGCUGCCAGUGUCCUCGGCACCGACAUUGCUGAGUAGGUCACGCAGGCAGUGACACAGGCGCCCCUGUUGCUGAGGAAGCGUACUCCUGAGUUGCCAAGGAAGUGGUCUCCUAGCAACUAGAAGUGGGCUGACCCUUCUAGAAUCUGUUGCCAGCCUUCCACCUGGGGCUGGUGCUGGGGCAGCAUUCUCCUGAUGUAAAUUACAAACCACUCCUUGCCAGGCUUGUUCCACCCACUCCAAGGCACAAACUGCCACCCUGUCGUGGGGUAGGGGCGCCCACUGCCCUAGUAACCACGGGCAGAGCCCCAGCUGCUAGAGAGGACGUUACCCCAGGGAAGUCAGCAGGCGUUGAAGGCUUUCUGAACCUGCCAGCCCCCCUUCUAAAGGGUGGCUCCCUUUCAUCUCUGGAAGCCACCAAGGGCUCCAGCAGACGUUCUACAUUGCUGGCCCGCUGGUGUCACUGUAUUCCUGUAGGUGACGCUUCUCAAAUGAUCACAGGGACCAGGACAAAAGGCCUUUUUUGGAAGCUUUUCUGAACAGCCUGGGCCUUGUUGCUAAGGAAUCCUUUGUCCAUAGCAUGGAGAUCCUUGAGAUCACCAAGCUUAGAAGUCUCCCUAGCAACCACCUCCUUUGGAAAGAUGCUUCCCUAGCAACCGCACUAUCCCAGGGCUCAGAAAGGACCACGCUUGGUAGGUUCUGUGAAUAUGCUGAGCUUGGUUGCUGAAGCACUCAUAGCUUAGCAACUGUUCCCCUGCAGGCUUUCUGCAGCUGUGGCAGCCC